GAUGUCAUCAUAUGUCAGGUUUGGCCUUCAUCUUCAAUUACUAGGAAAUCUCGCAAUUUAUAAGGGUUUUACAAUGUUCGAGUAAAGUGAUACAAGCGAAAUCGAUGCUGUGACAACUGACUGGUUUGCUCGUGUUAAAAUGACAUCGAGAAGUAAAAAUGCAGUUCGUAGUUACGAGACUGAGAUCGAAAAAAGUCGGGAGGAGUCAAAUUGGAAGAAGGCCGUGGAGCUGGCUCAACAGCUCAAGGCCAGAUCACCACAACAUGAAAGCCUAUCACAUUUUCUCAUUGGAGAGGGCAAGUUGGAAGCGUAUCUUGAUGAGUGGCCACCUAUUAAGGAAAACAUUGAGAGGGCUCAACGGGAACUCUCCGAAGCUCGGGGAUACUUGACACUGGCUACCGAUGAGGCCGGCAAGAAGGCUGGUGUAGCACUAGAUGCCCACUUGCUGUUAGGAAAGUUAAAUUAUGCUUGCGGAGCCUAUGAUGAUGCAUUGAAACACUAUAAACUGGCAGAGCUGAGUACCUUGACAGAGAAGGAGUUACCUGUACGAAGCCUUCGCAUAGUUGCUGAAUCGUACGCUAUCAAAGGCUUGUGCUUAGAACUGACUGCGGUACCAAGUUCAACGAGUCGAUACAAACAAGCAGAGCGAGAGUCUGAAAUGGUCCGCAGCUUCGAGCUGUCGUCGGAGCUGAGCCUGCUGUACCUGCAGCGCAGCUCGCGCGCGGCGGGCGCCACGCUGGAGGCGGCGCUGCUGCGGGCGCCGCUGCUGCACAUCCGCGCCGGCCGGCUGGGCGCCGCCGUCGACAGGUACCGUGAGAUGCUGACGGCAGUGGAGUCAGUAUCGACGCAAGCUCUACGGCUAACGGUAGCGCGACAACUGGCCGAAGUGCUCAUGAGGGGAGUCACGGGACAGGUAUACAAACCGCCACAGAAGGUGGUAGCACCACCUCAGUUACAAGGGACGCUAACGAGGAGAAGAGAAGAAUACGUGUCGGAGGGACCUUGGAAACCGAAGAAGUAUGCUUCAAUUAAUCAGUUCGUGCCGCGCAGCCAGCACGAGGAGGUGCUGCUGCUGCUGCUGCUGGGCGAGGCGCUGGCCGUGCGCGACGCCGUGCUGUCGCAGAGCGGCGAGUUCGCGGCCGCGCGCGACCACUCGCUGCGCAACGCCGUGGCCGGCGCCGACCUGCUGGCGCUGGCCGCCGGCCGCUGGGGGCAGCUGGCGCUGGUGCUGGAGUCGCUGGAGCGCGCCAUGAAGUUCUCGUUCGGCGUGGCGCACAUCUGGCGCCAGCGCGCGCUCGCCACCGCGGCCGCCGCGCGCGCCGCAAGCCAAACUGGGUUUCAGGCAGGAUCAUUUCCAAAAGGCAGCUCGGCGUGGUCGCUGAGCGUGCGCGCGCAGGGCGUGUCGCGCCGCGCCGCGCCGCUGCUGCCGCACGACGCCGCGCUGCGCCUCGUGGCCGCCGCUACCGCCUACCGCGCCGGAUGGAUAGAGGACGGCAUAGAGGCAGCGGAGGAGGCGCUAGCGAUAGAAGAAAAACAGAAUGGUCCUCUGCUCGCCCGCUGCUACUUAUACUGCGGGAUAGGCAGGCAGAUGAAAGCGCAGAAAACAAAUUCUCGUAUCGAGAAGGAAGCGGAUAACGAUACUAGUUUAAAGAUGCUACUUAAAGCUGUAGAAUUAGACGACAACGACCAUUUAGCGUUUUAUCACCUCGCGCUGCAGUACAUACACUUGGGCAUGCUCAACGAGGCAAUGGACGCGACGCGCACGUGCCUGUCGGUGCGCAGCGAGUGCAGCGGCGGGCUGCGGCUGGCGACCGCGCUGUGGGGCGUCGCGGGCGCGGGCGCGAGGGGGCGCCGCGCGCUGGCCGCCGCGCGCCUGGCGCACCACCACUACCCCGCCGCCGACUGGCCGCUGGCCGCGCUGGCGGCGCUGCAGCUGGAGUGGGAGAGCGGCGAGGCAGCCCUCGCGACGGGUAAGGAACUACUAAAGCUGGUGAACAACACUGAGAGCGAAGCCGACGCGGAACAUAUGAACGGCUACGCGGACCUCGACGCGUUGUCUGACUCUCAACACGAUGAUACGCAGAGCAACCGGGACGCUGCGUCGAUCCGAGCGGAGUCGGCGGGCGCGUAUCGUAUGGAGAGGGCGCUGUCGGAGGGGGCGUCGUCACAGUCGGCGGCGCGCGCGCGCGCCCCACACAGCGAGCACCGCGCGCACGCCUGGCUGCUGCUGGCGGAGCUGUGUCUGCGAUUGGGUCGUGUGAGCGCUGCGGCAGGGUGCGUCUCCGAAGCCGCGGCACUAACGCCCUUCAGUCACCUUGUAUUUUAUACGCGCGGGCUCGUGCACGCGGCCAGCGCGGAGUGGAGCGAGGCGCGCACGUGCUUCCAGGACGCGCUGGCCGUGCACCCCACGCACCUGGACAGCAUCGUGCAGCUGGGCGCCACGUACUACGCGCUGGGCUGGCUGCGCCUGGCCGAGCGCACGCUGCGCGAGGCGGGCGCGCUGCGGCCCGCGCGCGCCGACACGUGGCGCCGCCUGGCGCUGGUGCUGGCGGCGCUGGGCGAGCCCGCCGCCGCCGCCGACGCCGCCGCCGCCGCGCUGCAGCCGCGCGCGCUGCUGCCGCGCCUCUGAGAAACCACAAUGCUAGAUGCAAGCGAUACUACUGCCAGAUAGCUCCUAGCUGAACGAAUAUAGAACGAAGUACAGUUAACAUAUCCACAGUACAUAACUCUAAAGUGAAUACAACAAAGUUUAGUUUUUGCAACACACACAAAAAUCACAGAUAAAAUUUAUUUAUUGCGUGUCAAUAAUAAAGAAA
Molecule: messenger RNA, 2816 nt
Organism: Melitaea cinxia (Glanville fritillary)
Lineage: Eukaryota; Metazoa; Arthropoda; Insecta; Lepidoptera; Nymphalidae
Gene: Ttc7
Product: tetratricopeptide repeat protein 7B
Exons: 18
Coding region: 140-2629 (829 amino acids)
Biological process (GO): phosphatidylinositol phosphate biosynthetic process; protein localization to plasma membrane
Cellular component (GO): plasma membrane
Molecular function (GO): protein binding
Source: RefSeq, a predicted model, not a curated record